Aaosphaeria arxii CBS 175.79 is the source of this 2189-nucleotide messenger RNA. Its product is annotated as cytochrome P450. The transcript is spliced from 3 exons. Gene Ontology annotation, molecular function: iron ion binding; monooxygenase activity; heme binding. The coding region runs from base 143 to 1768 and encodes 541 amino acids. Lineage: Eukaryota; Fungi; Ascomycota; Dothideomycetes; Pleosporales. The record is from RefSeq and is a predicted model, not a curated record.
AACCUUCCACAAAGGAUCGCAAUCCACGUUCGUUUCUUCUCAACAUCCCCCCACCUCGACUAAGAGGUUGCCUAAAGCCUGACUAUCACAUCACCCAUAUUCAUCUUUUCUUUCUCUCUUUUCUGGUUCAACUCUGAGCAUGAUGUUGGCUCUACGUAGCUACCUCCUCGUAGGGCUUGCUGGCAUCGCCAGCGAAGUCUUUAUCUUCUCUAAAGGCGAAUGGGAUCGUCACUCUCCAACUAUCCUCAAAUUCCUCAUCAGUGUACAGGCCCUCGUCACGGUCUGGUUCAAAAUAUAUGGCUUUACCCUGCUAUCUUCCAUCCAGCAAACAUGUGUCUUAACUGCGGUUUACGCCAUUUCCUUGUUCACGGCAAUGUCAAUCUACCGGCUUUUUUUCCAUCCACUACGCGGGUUUCCUGGCCCCAUAGCAGCUCGUGUAUCUGUAUUUUGGAUCCUCAAGCAGAACUUGCCCCAAUUAUUGUUCUAUAGAAAACUCCGUCAGCUACACAAUGACUACGGGGAUUUCGUCCGUACAAGACCCAGAGAGCUGUCCAUUUGCCAUCCAGACGCCGUGAUGGACAUUCUAGGGCCACGCUCGAAAGUUGUCAAGGGCGAAUUCUACGAACACAUGUGGCCGCAUCAGAAUCUCCAAUUGACCCGCGACAUUGCAUUUCAUAAGUCCAAGCGCAGGGUCUGGGAUAAGGCGUUCAGUCCCAGUGCUCUUCGCGAUUAUGUGCCCCGCUUGGCUGGACAUCACGCUGAGGUCAUCGAACUACUGGACAAACACAGUCGCUCUGGCGUUCCUGUCGAUGUAACGAGAGUCUUCAUGGACGUGCAGUUCGAUGUCAUUUCUGACUUCAGUUUCGGGAAGUCCUGGAACAUGCUGACGAGCGGCAAACCACAUCCACUUGUGAAAGACUUUGUUGAGAACAAGAGAAUAGUGGGGUUUUUGAUCAAUUUCCUGUGGAUUUUCCAUUUGACCAAGCUCUUCCCGGGGGUAGAAGGCAUGAUCGAUGAGAUGCUGAAAGAAUACGGGAAGAUGUUGGAAGAGAGGAGACAGAUGAGAUCCCCGUUACCGGAUUUUUAUACCUACUUUUCCCAGAACCCGCAAGCGAUCAAAGAUGGCCCCGCAGAUGCUCAACUAGCAGUGAUCGCAGGUGCAGAUACGACUGCCUUGACCCUCAUCCACAUCUUCUACAUUCUCGCCCGAUACCCAGACAUUCAGUCCAACUUACAUGCAGAACUUGACCCGUUACCUGCCUCCGCCGAAGACUCCGGCCUCGUGAGCGACCAGUAUCUCGCCCCGCGUCCGUAUCUCAACGGAAUCAUCAACGAAGUCCUGCGCCUCUACUCUCCAGUCCCAGCUGCCCUCCAGCGACUCACACCGCCUGAGGGUGCUACGAUUGCAGGUCGAUACGUCCCCGGAAACAUGAACGUUUCGGUUCCCACCUACGCGCUGCACCGUGAUCCACGCGCAUUCGCCCAACCAGAUGAGUUCAUACCGGAACGUUGGUCUUCCCAACCCGAACUCAUCAUCCGCAAGGACGCGUUUAUCGCCUUCUCCUACGGCCCGGAGAAUUGUGUCGGACGGCCGCUCGCCAUGAUGCAGUUGAGGAUGUUGGUAGCGAGGAUCGCACGAAGGUUUGAGGUGAGUGUUCCCAAGGGAGCGGACAAGGAGUGGCGAAAGUUCGAGGAGGAGAAGGCGGAUUGCUUUGUCUUGGAUGUGAGGAAGUUGCCUAUGGUUUUCAAAGAGAGAGUGAAGCAUUGAACGGUAUGUUUGUGCUCUCUCUUUCGAAGGCUGGAGACUAUGCUUCAAGGAUUUUGUACGUAUUUCGGUCAAACUGGUCGUAACAAAUAACGCCCCAUACUAGGCAAUGGAUCAUUAGAAAGAUUUAAUUAUUUGAACUUCACUCUGCAAGCGUGGAAGGUUCAACCGCCUAAAAUCUAUAAUCAAGACGAACUGAGCGCGAUUCCAAACACUGGCUGAGUUUUGAGACUUUGCAUGGUACAUUUAUUAGAACGCAAUGGUCAAAAAGAUUCCGCAUGAUCCUGGAAUAUUGCCCGAUUAUAUAGCUGCGUUGUAUGAGGUACAAGAUUGGGAGAGUUAUGAAGCGUUUGCAGGAGUCGUACGCCAAUAGGCAUCUGUCUAAACAGGCAGAAAGAGUGAGAUCGAGAUUCUUACGCUAAUA